Molecule: messenger RNA, 2079 nt
Organism: Sclerotinia borealis F-4128
Lineage: Eukaryota; Fungi; Ascomycota; Leotiomycetes; Helotiales; Sclerotiniaceae
Source: the annotation of a GenBank genome assembly
AUGAGCGAAGGACCAUCAGAACCAAUUGAAGCUUCCAUCACUCCUGAUGAGGCUAAUAGAAUCAUUCAUUCACAUCGUAAAGUUCGAUAUGGAACCGCUUGCUGGCCUUGCAGGCAACGCAAGGUCAAAUGUGAUAACAAACACCCAUGUGAGAAUUGUGUGAAGAGGGAUCACGCCCUAUUAUGCUCGUACAAUCCUAAAAAUCGGGAUCUCGGGAAGACGAUACCGACGGCUUCAGUAGCUGGGGUUAAAAGGGCCCGAACCCCAGAUAGUGCCAAAGAAGACGCCUGGCCAAGAACGACAGAAGAAGAUGAUCCAACCGAAUCACGAUAUCUGGGACAGAAUUCAAUCGCUGCUUUUUUGAGUGAAGAGGCCCAGAUUGGAUCAUCGCCAGGGGAGGGCGAACACGAUGUCAUACGGAAAGACAUCAUGCCUAUACUAGGCUUGCAGAUAUCGACGGCCCCAUAUCCGUUCAUGUCCAAAGAACACAUGGAUAAAAUAAGGCACGACAUUGCUAUGGCAUUACCGUCGGAUAAAGAUGUCUUAAAAUCGUUCCAAAUUUACAAACAAAUAGUCCAGCCAUUUUGGGGUCUUUUGAUCGAUAUUGAUGAUUUUGAGACGAAGCUGUGCAUCUACCUGGAAGAUCGGACUAGUUCCGCAAAAAGCAAGGGCCCAAACCAGAAGGGGGUAUCAUCAGCCUGGCUGGGGAUGCUGUUCGCAGUCCUUGCUGUAUCAUCAAAUUACGCUGAAACCACAUACCACAAACGAGCAGCAGCCUCACAAUCCUUUGUUCAGACAUCAUUCCAUUGUCUAAGGCUAUCCAACUUUUUGAUUCGUCCAUCGUUAGAUUCAUUGCAGGCACUUUUGAUCCUUGGUUUUGUUCUAGCCAAUGAUAUGAAAGCUGAGGCCUCAUGGGCACUGAUCGGUGUCACUUGUAGACUCGCUCAAGCUUUGGGCCUUCACAGAGGGCCUAAUGAGAGCGGUAGAUUCUCAUCUUCGGCAGUUAACGAUUUACCUCGUCGUAAACUAUGGUGGACAAUUGUCUGGCAAGACAGUUUACUCUCACUCUCGUUUGACAGAUCUCCGAUUGCUGUGAUCACAAGAUGUAAAGUUCCUUUGAGCCCUGUUGCUCUGACAGAAGGCUUUACCUAUACAGAAGCUAUGUACCAUCUCUGUCAGAGGGUACUUGAUUUCGUCAAGAAUGAUUCGGUUUCUCAGCCCGAUUAUAAUCAAAUCAUCGCCAAUUCCGUCGACGUCGAGAAGAUUCGUGAUAAGGUUCUCCCAGCCCUCCGCGUUAAAGAAGCAUGCAAAACAGUUCAAGAUAGAUUACAGUACUUUGCCCUUCGCCUUCACACAUCCUUCGUCGUCUCAGUGCUAUGCCGGCCCGCACUCAAACGUGGUGAAAAUGGAAUGUCUUCCGACCAAAACGCAAUCAUGAAAGAAAAAUGCAAACAGAACCUCACAGAGACCGUUAGAAUGUACUUAAAAAUGCAUUCCUUAAGCGUUAUACCCACACGUUCAUGGGCGUUCACUUAUCACGGUCUCUCAUCCGCAGUUCUUCUCGGAAUUUUAGGUCAUACUGAAACAGACCCAGAAGUUCGACAACUACAAGGAGAUUUAAUCAGUGCUCUGUCGGUUACUGCAGCCAAAGAACAGCCAUCCCCGAUUCCCAAAUCAGACAAGGAUAUCGAACUUAGUGGUCCUCUAUCGAGAGCUUUGGCUGCACUCAAGAAUAUUUAUGAUCAUGGAUGGGUGAUUGAACAACAACAAAUCCAACAACGAGCGGUUAUGGACCCUGAAGCUCGGAUGAUGCAGGAACAAGUUUUCAAAUCCACGAGUGAAUAUGAACAGCAAAAUGCUGCCCUGGCUAUGGCUUCUAUGCAAAAUGGGAUGGUACCACCUAUGGACUAUAACCAACAAAUGCAUAUGGGUAAUAUGGAUGACAUGCAGCCUGUAGAUCAGACAUUGUCACCGAUGGAUUUAUUUGAUUCGAUUUUUUGGGAACCCUACCCCAAUCAUGGCCUCGAAUCAGGCUUCGAUUAUACAGGAGCGCCAUUUUACCCACAAGCACCCUUUUAA